Messenger RNA from Xyrauchen texanus (razorback sucker), 1011 nucleotides. RefSeq names its product histone H1-like. Gene Ontology annotation, molecular function: protein heterodimerization activity; structural constituent of chromatin; DNA binding. The transcript is spliced from 2 exons. Bases 1 to 1011 code for a protein of 336 amino acids. The record is from RefSeq and is a predicted model, not a curated record. Gene Ontology annotation, biological process: nucleosome assembly. Gene Ontology annotation, cellular component: nucleosome. Lineage: Eukaryota; Metazoa; Chordata; Actinopteri; Cypriniformes; Catostomidae.
AUGGCAGAAACCGCUCCAGCUGCAGCUGCCCCGCCGGCCAAAUCGCCCAAGAAGAAAUCUGCUGCCAAACCCAAGAAAACGGGUCCAAGCGUCGGUGAUCUCAUCGUCAAAACUGUGACCGCGUCCAAGGAGAGGAGCGGCGUGUCUCUCGCCGCCCUGAAGAAAGCUCUCGCCGCCGGUGGAUACGAUGUGGAGAAGAACAACUCCCGCGUCAAGAUCGCCGUUAGGAGUCUGGUGACUAAAGGGACUCUGGUGCAGACCAAAGGGACCGGCGCCUCCGGCUCAUUCAAGCUCAACAAGAAACAAGCCGAGAGCACGAAGAAACCCGCCAAGAAAGCCGCUCCUAAAGCCAAGAAGGCCGCAGUCAAGAAACCCGCCGCUGCUAAGAAGCCCAAGAGUGCCGCGGCUAAGAAACCUGCCGCCAAGAAAUCUCCCAAGAAGGCGAAGAAACCAGCAGCCGCUAAAAAGGCAACGAAGAGCCCCAAGAAGGCAAAGAAACCAGCAGCCGCCAAGAAAGCAGCCAAGAGCCCCAAAAAGGCCAAAGUUGUCAAACCCAAAACGGCAAAGGCUAAAGCAGCCAAGCCUAAGAAAGCAGCUCCCAAAAAGAAAUCAGUUGAAUUGAAAAUGAGCGGCAGAGGUAAAACCGGCGGUAAGGCGAGAGCGAAGGCUAAGACUCGCUCAUCCAGGGCGGGACUGCAGUUCCCCGUCGGCCGUGUGCACAGACUGCUCCGCAAAGGAAACUACGCUGAGCGCGUCGGCGCUGGUGCUCCUGUGUAUCUGGCCGCUGUGCUCGAGUAUCUCACCGCUGAGAUCCUGGAGUUGGCCGGAAACGCCGCUCGGGACAACAAGAAGACCCGUAUCAUUCCCCGUCACCUGCAGCUGGCAGUGCGGAACGACGAGGAGUUGAACAAACUCUUGGGUGGAGUGACCAUCGCUCAGGGUGGGGUGCUGCCCAACAUCCAGGCUGUGCUGCUGCCCAAGAAGACCGAGAAACCCGGCAAGACCAAGUAA